GCAGGUGGUGGAAGUACGGUACGAUCAGUAGUGCCGUUAUGUCGAAUUCCACUGCUUCAAUGUCCAGUGUCAGUCACUGGUACGUUGAUGGAUCCCCGCGCGGCUACCGUAAGACAUCCCAUCCGAGUUGCCUAUUCGAUACGAAGUCAUUCGAAAGAAACGAUCGAAUUAACUGCAUCGUUUGACUUGGCUGAUGUGUUUAUGUUCUGCGGUGAAAAGCGGGUUAGUUCUACUUGA
Molecule: messenger RNA, 237 nt
Organism: Strongylus vulgaris
Lineage: Eukaryota; Metazoa; Nematoda; Chromadorea; Rhabditida; Strongylidae
Source: the annotation of a GenBank genome assembly